Fopius arisanus is the source of this 1310-nucleotide messenger RNA. Its product is annotated as odorant receptor 22c-like. Bases 1 to 960 code for a protein of 319 amino acids. Gene Ontology annotation, biological process: sensory perception of smell; detection of chemical stimulus involved in sensory perception of smell. Lineage: Eukaryota; Metazoa; Arthropoda; Insecta; Hymenoptera; Braconidae. The record is from RefSeq and is a predicted model, not a curated record. Gene Ontology annotation, cellular component: plasma membrane. Gene Ontology annotation, molecular function: olfactory receptor activity; odorant binding. The transcript is spliced from 8 exons.
AUGCCGAGGAAGACUGCGCUCGCAAAAGGGGCGUUUGGAAAAAGUAAAGAAUUGCUCAAGAAAUUUUCAGUAUUCAGUGACAACGAUUACCUAUCAAAAAUUGGAUUCAACGAAAUGUUCAGAGUACCUGAUACUCUCCUACGCACAUUAGGACUAUCCGGCAUUCACAGUGUUUUCGACAAAACACCAGAUGGUGCGCGGCAUAGAAUUCACAAUUUCGCAACUGGUGAUAAGGGAACAGACUUUGAUUCCGAAGUGGUACUGUUGCCAGUGCGAUAUCCAUUUAAAAUUGAUACAGACCUAAAGUACGUCCUGUGCGCAAUUUUCGAAGUCAGCUGUACAAUAUUCCUCGCAAUGACUUAUCUCGGUGUCGACAGUCUAUUCCAUCAGUCAACGACAAUUGUAUGUUUAUUAUUGCAGACUGUAGGUAAAAAAUUUGGCGAAGUUGCAGUGUACGCUAAAGGUAACAUGGUUGACCGACGUGUUUGGAGACAAUUGCAUCAUAUUGGAGAACAGCAUUGCGAAUUGCUCUUAUACUGCCGGAGAAUUGAAGAAAUUUUCAAUCCACUUAUUUUUUUGAUGACACUAUUCACAAGUGCAAAUCUAUGUGUUUCCGUGAUUUCUCUGCAAUUGGAAUUAUCUUCGCUGCAAUUGGGGAAUAUUGUGAUAUUACUGACACAAGUCGCCGCUAUCGUCUUGCAGCCAUUUAUAUACUGUAAUUCAGCAGAGAAUAUUUCCCACCGGACAAAAAAUAUUGCCACAUCGAUUUACAUGUGUCAGUGGCCAGAGCAGACGGAAAAGUUCAAGAAAAUCGUGCUACUUAUAAUGCUGAGAAGUCAACAUAAUUAUAAAUUCGGACAAUAUGGAUUGUUCAAAGUAAAUCACCAUUUACUGACUCAGUUGAUUCAUACGGCUUGGAAUUUCCUCAUGAUAUUAAAAAAGUGGGAAAUGCCCUUAUAGGGACCUGCGUAUAGAUUUUGUUGCUAAGAAAUUUGCAACAAUCUUCUGAAUGGAUUAAAAAAAAAUUGGAAAAUAAUAAGGGGAGUUCCGUCGCCUUUUGACUUGAAGUCAAAAGUGAAAUUUUUCCCGAUUCAAUAUAUAUCAAAUUUUUCAAUAGUGAAAAUUCUCGAGAAUUCUAACAGAGUUCUUUUUUCUGCGAAGUCAUAACCCGAAGUCCAUUUCAUAAUGGGAAAGCAAUUACGUUUAUGACUGAAACGCUCAUUUUCCCGAUACUAUAUCCCUAGGCGAGUUUGAUCGCCGGAACGAUGUGCAAGUGCAAGAGUUUGAACUGAAAUUAAAAAUUGAAGGAA